Molecule: messenger RNA, 1797 nt
Organism: Triplophysa rosa
Lineage: Eukaryota; Metazoa; Chordata; Actinopteri; Cypriniformes; Nemacheilidae
Gene: rnft1
Product: ring finger protein, transmembrane 1
Exons: 9
Coding region: 187-1425 (412 amino acids)
Biological process (GO): positive regulation of ERAD pathway
Cellular component (GO): endoplasmic reticulum
Molecular function (GO): ubiquitin protein ligase activity
Source: RefSeq, a predicted model, not a curated record
UUGUUUUUGUGCUUCGCAUUGUAGAGCCACAGGUUCCUUUAGUAGGUCAGAUGGUCCCGGAACAAUGUAAAGCCGAAACUAAACUUUUUAUUCUUGAUCUUUUUUAAUAAUUAUCUCUUUGAGUUACUUUUAUCUUGAUUGCUCAAACACAUCGAUAGUUUGUAGUAUGGAUAUCGAUGCUUUAUCAUGAAACUCCGCGCGCAGUAUGACAGAGCAGCAUAUAGCGAGUCAAGAAGAACGCAUAAACCGAGGGAUUCACUUGAUCCGAUGCAGCCCGAGCCUAGCCCACAGAACGGGACCGGGCUGUCAUUAACCCUGCAGCCGGAGCUGCUCGCCCGGAUGCCGGGUGCAGUAACAUCCGGAGGGCCGGAAACAGCCGAGGACGUGCGAGUUCCAAUCGCCAGCUCGACGAGCGGACGAAGUGCGACCUCGCGGAGGCCGAGAGCGACCAGUCACAGCCACUCUCAUUCUCACGCGCACGAGCACGACUCCGACAGCGCAGAGUCGGACCUGGAAUCUGGAGAAUCCAGCAGCUCGUUAUCAGAGCUCCGUUACAUUCUGAGAUGGGUCAAGAAGAGUCUUCCCUUCUUAGUCAUCCUGUGCUCAAAACUGAUCAUUCAGCACGCCCUGGGUCUGGCUGUUGCUGUCGGCUUGUUUACCACUUUCAUGUAUGUCAACAAGAACAUUCAAACGCAAGUGUUUCUCCAUGACCGAAGGACAAAGCUGCAGUGUGUCUGGCUCUUGUUGUUCCUCACAUCCUCCAGUCUUCUCCUGUUCUUCACUUUUUACUCUCAGUCACUUUACCGCUGCCUUGUCUUUGCCAACCCGAUGAUAGAUUCCCAAAAUUUCUGGGAGGUUUUAUGGUGCAUCGGUGUGACUAACUUCAUUGUGAAGUUUGUCUUCAUGGGGCUCAAGUGUCUUAUUCUCCUUGUCCCCUCCCCCCUCAUGGCAUACCGGCGAAGGGGUCAGUGGUAUAUGCUUCUAGAGGAAGCGAGUCAGGUGUAUCAGAUGAUUGCUCCUGUCCCUCUCUGGUUCCGCUAUCUGGUCAGCUAUGAUGAAAUCGAGUCUUCAGUAGGGUUGACUCUGGGAAUCAUACUGGCGCUGCUCUACCUCAUAAUGAAGCUUCUAGGUUUGUAUGGACAGUGGGGGUCGUUGCAAAAAACACUACGGGCUUUUCUCAGUUAUGAGGUGAAUGGAACACCUGCAACUUCAGCUCAAUGUGUAGAAGCAGGUGACAUCUGCCCAAUCUGUCAAGCUGAUUUUAAGCAGCCUCGGGUUCUCUUGUGUCAGCACAUCUUCUGCGAGGAGUGCAUCUCGCAUUGGUUUAACCAGGAGAAGACGUGCCCGCUCUGCCGCAUGGUUAUCUCUGACAAGGUGCAUAAGUGGAAAGACGGCGCGACAUCGGCUUAUUUACAGAUCUACUGAACGUGCUGCUGACCGACUGGAUGAAGACGAAGUAUUUAUAGUGAAUCAACUCAAAUGUCUCUAUCUUGUUAGAUUGCUGGGUUGACAUUGCAGCGCUUGGUAGAGGGCAGUAGUUAUUGGGUUAGUGGUGGAUAUCUCCAAAAGUCCCUCUCUUUGAGGUAGUUUGUAUGGAUAAAUCUUGUCAAAAAGACAAGCAUAUUCACCAGCUCUUUGUAUUAUUAUAAUUAAUGGUUAUUAUUAUUGUUGCACAGAAUCCCUUAAUUUUUAGCCUAUAAUUUAUAUAUUAUGGUGUUCUUGCCAUCUAUGGUUUUACUAAUAUUUUUGUCUUUUGGGGCAUAAAUUGAAAAAUACAAACUUUUGACGAAGAUGGGG